GUAUAUAUACUAGUAAAAUAGAAAACAAGGCAGGAUAGAAAUGAAGAACUGAAAAAAAAAUAGAAAGGAAGAAGAGAAAAGAUGAGAGCAGUCGAACAGUAGCAGAGAAAAUCAGAAGAGGAAAGAGAAGAAGGAGAAGAAGAGAAACUUACCCGAGAGAAGACAAGAACUCGAAGGCUUGCAGCAGUUUAGAAAAGAAGAGAGUCGUCGCAGCAGAGUAGCAUAUGUGUUUGGAAGAAAUGUCAUUGACUUUUGGAGGGGAAAAAAACGCGCUAGAGCAAAAUAGUUUCUUUCACUUGGGAAGUUCCAGCCUUCCAGGUUAUUUCACGGUUGAGUGGUCAGUCAUCUGAUUGUGCUACUUCCAGCGUCUGGCAAUUCCAUACCCAGAAAUUGUCUAAGCACUCCAAAGAAAGGCGAGGAGGAGCAAUCGGACUUGAAAAUAAGCCUUUGAUCUUUUCCAGACUGAUGAGAGGCAAAUCUGCACUCUUUAAGGGCCUUUGUUUCAUUCUGGGUUUUUGACCUUAGUUUCAUUCUUAAUUGGAUAAGAAUCUUUAUUCUGUUCUCCAGAUGGUAGAAUCUUCUACAUUUAUAUACAGGAUUUAAGCGUAACUUGAGUGGAUAAGAGAAAGAUAGCCUUUACUGAAAUGCUGAGGAGGGUAGAAGAAGGUUGCAUUGUCUCGAUAUUGAAUUACCAUCAGAAGCGUACUCUUGUGAAUGUAAAGCUAAAAUGGGUUAAAGAUAGUGUCUUGGACAGUGUAGUAGCUGGAGGCAGAGAACUGAAGGCAGGAUCUACACUAGUUUCCAUCAUUGCCUCACAAUCCAGUUCUGGUCUUCCUAUUUACCAUCUCACAACCAAGCGUGGACAGCUUGGGCUCCCUCAUGAAUUGAAAGUCUCCACUUUCCUUAGGCGAUACCCAAAUAUUUUUGAGGAAUUUUCUUGUCGUGAUAGUGCUGGCACUCCUGUUCCGUGGUUCAGAUUAACUCCUGAAACCCUAGAGUUUCAUCAUGAAGAAGUUACUGUUCUCCGUGAGUGCAGCACGGAUAUUGUUAGUAGGCUGAGAAAGCUUUUGAUGAUGACCAAGGAGAGGAUGCUUCCUCUUCAGACAGUUGAUCAACUAAAAUGGGAUUUAGGCUUGCCACAUGAUUAUGGUAGUUCAUUGGUUAUAAAACAUCCUGAGCUGUUUAAUUUGGUGGACCUUCCCGAUGGUCGUGUUGGUCUUAAGCUUUUAGCAUGGGAUCACAAAUUAGCUGUUUCCCAUUUGGAGGCAAAUUCUACAAGGGGAAAUGGGACCUUGAUGUUUCCUAUUGGAUUCACCCGGGGUUUCGGGUUAAAGAGAAAAUGCAUGGAAUGGUUGGAGGAAUGGCAAGAGCUGCCUUAUACUUCUCCUUAUGUGGAUGCCUCUCAUUUGGACCCAAGGACAGAUGUGUCAGAAAAGAGGAUUGUUGGAGUGUUUCAUGAGCUUUUGCACCUCACCUUACAAAAGAAAAUAGAGAGGAGAAACGUUAGCAAUCUCCGCAAGCCAUUUGAAUUGCCUCAGAAGUUCACAAAGGUCUUUGAGCGGCAUCCUGGGAUUUUUUACAUUUCCAUGAAGGGUGACACUCAGACUGUCGUCCUUAGAGAGGCUUAUAAUCGCAAUCAACUGAUUGAGAAGCAUCCCCUUGUUCUCAUAAGGGAGACAUUUGCGAACAUGAUGAAGCAAGGUUUUCUAGAUCGUAGUAGGGGGUUAUAUAGAGAUACUAACCAAGGUGCAGAAGAGGAGUCACUGACAAGUAGUUUUGUUGGUGAAACCCGUGGAACUAGAUAUUACUCUGGUAUAGACUCAGAUUCUAAUAUUACUCUGGAAUUUAAUGCUACAAGCUGAGAUGUGAUUGGCUGUACUAUUUGAAGUUCUCAGAAACCUGUGGAACUGGAUUGGAUAUGCUUUCAAAAUACGAAUCAGAUCAGAUAGAGGUCUUUAAGAAGUUCUGUAAUUAGAAGCUGAGAGGUGAUUACGUGUAACUUUGCGAUUCUCAUUUUCUGAUCUGAAUUUGCGGAUAAGUUCUUUGUAACGUUGAGGAAGUUCUCCUUAGUCUUGCUUAUGAUAUGGUCCUCAUCUUCGUUACAAAGAACAGGUCAAAGAAAACUCAGCCAUUUUUAGAUCAAGAUGAAAGACAAUUAACUAAUGCAAUUGGAAGUUGAGGUGAGAGUGUGGAUUACUCCCUUCAUGAGCAUCGUUUCAGAGAACCACCUGUGGAGUGCCCUUGGGUGUGUCUCAAAGAUAUGAUUGACAGUCUUUUGUUCUCUAAGAAGAAUUUAGCUGGAACUGUUGCAGCGACUGACCCUGUGGUGUCAUAAUAUAAUGGUAAGGAUUGUUUACCUUUAAAGAGUAAGCUGAUUUAUCAGAUUUUAGUUUCUAAAGGCUGGAUGAAGGCUUUGAGAUUCUGUUAGAUACUAUGCUCAUGCUGUUCUUUGAGAAUGCUAUGAGACAGUGUAUGUGAUAGUUUAUGUCAAUGUUGUCAUCAAGUUCCCUCCAUGAUAAUCAUUUAUUCUUUUCCGUGUUGUCAUCAAGUUAUCUCCAUAAUAUAUCAUUUAUCUGUUUCUCAUUAAUUUUGGCUUUCAGGUCAUGAAUGAAUCUGGGCACAUGUGGAAAAAGAACUUUUAAGAUGUCCCUGAAAUGGACACAAUAAAAUUUAGAAUGUUUGAGACAAUUAUUUUGGAAACCAAAAUGAAAUACUACCUGUCUCAAUUUAUGUGAUGCACUAUCCGUUUUAGUUUGUUACAAAAAGAAUGAUAUAUUUUUAUAUUUAGAAACAAUUUAACUUUAAAAAAUUUCAUUUUACGGUUUACCCAGUCACACAAAUAUUUAUGUCUUGUUUUAGACACAAGUUUUAAAAGUCUUUCCUUCUUAGACAAUUGAAGUGCUUUACAAAUAGUGUACCCUACACUUAUUAAAGUGUAAUAGCAGUGUUGGAAAAACUACUAAUCUAAUGGUUACUGCACUCCCAUACAGGGCAUUAAACUGAUUUAAGAACUCUCAAUGAUCUGGUUGAUUUCAAAGUCUUUUAUAACUGCACAAGUGUUCCUCUGAAACUAUGCAUGCUUCUUACUUUACAAUUCUGAUUUUGGAGAUUGUCAUAAUUCUGCAAUCUGGUUGUAUCAUUUCUGAUUACCUCAAGGGAGUAGAGGAGCAAGAAGAAGAGGAGCACAUUUCAAGAGAAACCAUUUCCUUUUGGCACUCAUUUUAAAAGUAAGCAACUAGAGAACAUGGAUUGAGUUUUGAUGCUUUAAAAGCAGUAUUGUUUCACUUGUAUGGAUGAGUUAUUGUAUCUGGCUUUUACGUGUUAGCUUUUCCAGCUGCUUAAAGACUAGAUAGGUUAGAUAUUGUAUCAUCUUUGGAUUACCAUCUGUAACCAGAAAUGAGUGGGACUAGAUUACCAUCACUUUAUUGUUCCGUGCAUUUCUAAACCAAGACAAGAGGCUAGUUGCAGAUUACAAACACUAUAUUCCUUAUUAGUUUUGCAGGCCAGAGGAUAGCAGAUAGCCUUGCCCAUGCCGGUGCUCCUCCUCCCUGGGUGACAUGUCGAUGGCAUUCGUGUCCACCCAUAUUUAUGCCAAGGACAUUUCUGGAUGCCAUUUAAAACAAGAGAGAGCUGCAUUCAACGUUGAAUCUUGUGUUUUCAUGAGUCGGAACUCACAAUCUGGCUGUUCGUUUUCAGUUUCUGGCAGCUUUCUCAACUCUAUUUCAUUUUCCUAGCCCUCAACAUUUCCAUUGCAUUAGGUGUUUGCUUUUUCUUUUCAAGUGAGCUACAUUUUCUCUGAUAAGCCUCUAUGCUACUGAAGUAAAAUUGUCCCACCAGGUUUUAUCUUCUCUCAGUUACGAGUCUAUUUUCUACUGGUUAUAACUUCAAUUAUUAGGCUUGAAAAUGUACAUUUGCGAAAGGCAUCAAGUUUGAUUUGUUUUAUUUCCA
Nicotiana attenuata is the source of this 3948-nucleotide messenger RNA. RefSeq names its product protein ROOT PRIMORDIUM DEFECTIVE 1. Gene Ontology annotation, molecular function: RNA binding. NCBI's taxonomy places the organism in Eukaryota, Viridiplantae, Streptophyta, Magnoliopsida, Solanales, Solanaceae. The coding region runs from base 645 to 1862 and encodes 405 amino acids. The record is from RefSeq and is a predicted model, not a curated record. The transcript is spliced from 2 exons.